GGAUUUCACCCAGUAGUGCUCCCGAUUAGUUUGGAACAACACAGCGUACAAAAUACUACACGUGAUAAAUUAUCUACAAUUUUAAAUAAUGAACGUUAUACUUUGUCUGGUUGGAAUAACUAGCAUAAUAGAAGGAGUUGUCUUGGAUCCAUCUCUGUAUUUGGCUCCCAGUCCCCCUUUGACUACAUCAAAAGACAACGAUGCACAGAAAAUGUGGUCGGAAUCUAUGGUUCCGAGGAUGAAAGAAAGAGGCAAAUCGGCUCCAUUUAUUUUAGAAAAUUCCGACAAAACUUCGCUCGAACCGGAGUCAAUGGAAGGAUCGGAGACAUUUUGGCCAAGAUUUCAUUCAUCCAGCUCAAAAGGAAUUUAUAUUCCCCUAAGUUUCCAUCUUUCUGGUACAUAUGGAGGAGGCUCUGGCACUGGUGUCUAUAGUAGCGGUUAUAUGGGUAUGCCUGAAGCCUAUGGCAAUCUAGGUAAAGCGGUUCUAGCUGGCACGAGUUACAAAUCACCAGGAGAGUAUUCUGGCUUAAGGCUAUUCGGCAGCAGUAGCAGGCCUGUUUGGAGUGGUUGGGGUAAUGGGAAAUGGGGUCAUUACGGAAAAGGAUAAAAUGU
Vanessa tameamea is the source of this 612-nucleotide messenger RNA. RefSeq lists its product as uncharacterized. The record is from RefSeq and is a predicted model, not a curated record. Bases 89 to 607 code for a protein of 172 amino acids. NCBI's taxonomy places the organism in Eukaryota, Metazoa, Arthropoda, Insecta, Lepidoptera, Nymphalidae. The transcript is spliced from 3 exons.